AUGAUCAGCCAAAGGGCUAUUGAGGCCAACCCAGAGAAGAUCCAGGCCAUUUUAGACAUGACGAUACCCAAGACGGUCAAGGACAUUCAGAGCCUUACCAGGCGUGUCGCGGCCCUGACCAGAUUCAUCAACAAGGCUACCUAUCGAUAUGCCUCAUUCUUCAAGGCACUUAAGGGUAGCAAACACAGCAUUACCUGGACUGCCAAGUGUGAUCAGGCCUUCAGCAAGCUCAAGGAAUACAUGGGCCGAGCCCUUUUAUUGUCAACCCCUGAGCCUGGGGACGUCAUCACCAUCUAUUUCUCCGUCUCGGUCAUAGCGGUUAGCUCAGUGCUCAUUCGACCACACGAUGUUGGGUAA
This is a messenger RNA of Prunus armeniaca (apricot), 357 nucleotides long. The record is from the annotation of a GenBank genome assembly. Lineage: Eukaryota; Viridiplantae; Streptophyta; Magnoliopsida; Rosales; Rosaceae.